CCCGCCCCGGUUGCCAUGGCGGCCGGACCUGCCCAACUGGAAGUGAGUUGUCAGUGUCGCCGUGGCCAACCCGGAAGUGCAGUGUUGCCGGGAGACAUGGCGCUGCCUGCUGGGGCCGGAGCAACCGAGACCGACCCGGACGUCAAGCCGCUGCCCGAGGGAAUGGGGGAGCCCGCCGCCUUGGCCAGUAGGGCAGCCGGGGGGGAGCGGGGGAACCGGCGCCUGAAGUACGUGAGUUUGGCCGUGUUGGUCGUACAAAACGCGUCUCUGAUCCUGAGCAUCCGAUAUGCCCGGACCCUGCCCGGCGAGCGCUUCUUCUCCACCACCGCCGUCGUCAUGGCCGAGAUCCUGAAGGGCAUCACUUGCCUGGCACUCAUGCUGGUGCAGAGGAGAGGUAACGUGAAGGAGCUGGGGCUGUUCCUGUAUGAUGCCAUCGUGGUGCAGUACAUGGAUACCCUCAAGCUGGCGGUGCCCUCGCUCAUAUACACCCUCCAGAACAACCUGCAGUACGUGGCCAUCUCCAACCUCCCCGCCGCCACCUUCCAGGUGACCUAUCAGCUGAAGAUCCUGACGACGGCGCUGUUCUCGGUGCUGCUCCUGAGGAAGAGCCUGAGUCGCUUACAGUGGGGGUCGCUGGUGCUGCUGUUUGGGGGCGUGGCUAUCGUUCAGGCGGAACAGUCGGGGGGCAAGGAGACCGUGGGGGGCGGGGGGCAGAGCUACGGGGUGGGGCUGGUUGCCGUGGCGGUUUCCUGUCUCUCCUCGGGAUUCGCCGGAGUUUACUUUGAGCGGAUCCUGAAGGGCAGUUCUGCGUCCGUUUGGCUCCGGAACGUCCAGCUGGGAAUCUUCGGCACGGCGCUGGGGCUACUGGCCAUGUGGCAACAAGACGGGGCGGCGGUGGCGCAACACGGCUUCUUUCACGGCUACACGCCGCUGGUGUGGGGGGUGAUCUUUAACCAGGCCUUCGGCGGCCUCCUGGUGGCGGUGGUGGUGAAAUACGCCGACAACAUCCUGAAGGGCUUUGCCACCUCCCUGUCCAUCGUGGUGUCGACCGCGGCCUCCGUCCAUCUCUUCGGUUUCCACGUGGACAUCCCCUUUGCGCUGGGCGCGGCGCUGGUGAUUGGUGCCGUCUAUCUGUACAGCCUCCCCCGGAAACCCGACUCCGCCUCCUCCUGCGCCGCCCAGACCUCCGCUCAAACGAACACCUUCCUGCCAAAGUCAGUGCUCACCAAGUGACCUCUGGGCCCCCCAAUACCGACUCACUGGGCUGUCAUGGGAGGUGGGCAAGUUACUGGGGGGGGCUUCUGGUUCCGCUGCUGCUCCCACCCUCUGAUAAUACCCCCCCCCCCCCCCCACUCUCCAGCUCCUACUAACUUGGUCCGGAACCGCGGUGCCACUAGUGCCCCCCACAGACUGGAUCCCUAUGUUCUGCUAUUGGGGGGUGGGAACGGCACAGGUGGCCUCGGGGGGGGAGGGCGCCCCCUUAUAUAUUUGUAUAAAGAGUUGUACAUAGAAUGAAUUCAUUGGGUGUAUUUCAUAUGGACAGACCCGCCCCCACAGAGA
Molecule: messenger RNA, 1560 nt
Organism: Xenopus tropicalis (tropical clawed frog)
Lineage: Eukaryota; Metazoa; Chordata; Amphibia; Anura; Pipidae
Gene: slc35a2
Product: solute carrier family 35 member A2
Biological process (GO): pyrimidine nucleotide-sugar transmembrane transport
Cellular component (GO): membrane; Golgi membrane
Molecular function (GO): pyrimidine nucleotide-sugar transmembrane transporter activity
Source: RefSeq, a predicted model, not a curated record